Messenger RNA from Colias croceus (clouded yellow), 1970 nucleotides. RefSeq names its product nose resistant to fluoxetine protein 6-like. The transcript is spliced from 12 exons. Lineage: Eukaryota; Metazoa; Arthropoda; Insecta; Lepidoptera; Pieridae. Gene Ontology annotation, molecular function: acyltransferase activity, transferring groups other than amino-acyl groups. The record is from RefSeq and is a predicted model, not a curated record. The coding region runs from base 26 to 1921 and encodes 631 amino acids.
UAGAGUACACUACACAAGUACAGUGAUGGAGAUGUUAUUCGUGUUUCUAGUUGUCAUUCUGGAGCCGUGCGCGUGCGUGAUAUUUAGUAUAAAUGAAACCGAAUACAACAGAAUGCCGCCUCUCUACGCGAUGGACAACUACGACUUAUGCAUGUUAGAAGAUGGCGGCACAUAUUGUAUUGCUGAUUUUGAACUCUUUUCGAGACGACGGUCAGCACUUAUGCAUUUUAUACAGGAAUAUUCAUCACACACCAAAAAGCAUUACAAUCAUACACAGCUACACAGAGCCAUAUGUGUGACACGGACCUGUAAAACUUAUCUACCUCAUAAAUCAAAUAUAACAGUGGACCUAAACACGACCCUUGAGGGAUGCUUCAAUAAAACUAUAUGGGAUGAAUACAAGAUAGAGGCAAAAUUGUCGAAACUACACUAUUGUAAGAAGAAAGGAGAAAAGAGGGUAAUUGAUAAGAGUGAUAUAGCUGUUUUUAUUGUGUACAUGGUGCUGAUUUUGUUGCACUUUAUCGGAAACUGUUACGACAUAAUUAAAUCUCGAAACGAUAAAGCGGAAAACAAAAUCCUUCUGGCAUUUUCUAUGAAAAGGAAUUGGGCAAAAUUAAUAGCGCCUAGUGGAGCUGGUCCAGAACCGAGAUUAGAAAGACUGAAAAUGAUUAAUGGUUUGAGAUCAAUAACAAUGAUUUUGGUUAUAUUUUCGCAUACUGCUCUCGUGUUAGCACAUUCUUACCACUCAAAUCCAUUAUUCAUAGAAAAGUCUUACGACGAUCCUCUUAAGCACAUAGUUUUCAACGGAACUCUAGUGACCUAUACCUUCUUGGUGAUGUCCAGUUUUCUCCUAGUCUACAACUUUCUGAUACAUUCGGAGACUCAUGAUAUAUCCUGGUGGGACUUUCCAAAAGGAGUAUUUUUAAGAUGGAUAAGGUUAACCCCAUCUUACGCCCUAAUCCUGGUAACCAUAGCAACCUGGAUGAGACACGCAGGCGACGGCCCCCUCUGGGACCUCUUGGUGGUCAGUGAAUCAGAUGCCUGUAGGUCCAAGUGGUGGAUGAAUAUAGCAUAUGUUAAUAACUAUUUAUAUGAGCAUGUCAACUGCCUUCCGCAGACGUGGUACCUGGCUGCUGACACGCAGCUGUUCUGCUUAGGACUCCUUAUACUAGUGGCUAUACGAACACAAAAAGCAAGAAAAAUUGUAGCAAUAGUUAUAUUCUUUCUUUCCAUCAUAAUUACUGGAGGUGUGACGUAUUUUUAUAAACUGGAUGCUAUUGUUUUGCAAACUCCUGAGAAUUAUCGCACGUUAUAUACAAACGAUGAUACAUUUAAACAAACGUAUAUUGGAAGUCAUACUAAUUUGUCAACGUUUGUGCUUGGCUUCGCUGCGGCCAUGCUUUGCUAUUAUUGGCAGCUUGAGAAAAAGGAUUUCACUAUUUAUAAGCGAUACGGUUGGGUGACCUGGUUCCUUCUUCCCGCGGGAAUUGGCGUGAUUCUCUCUGGAGGUAUUUUCUACAUUGACGGCAUCGAGCUGUCCCCGGUGUUCAAGGCUUUUUAUGCUGUCCUGAUGAAAGUCGCCUUCAUCAGCAUCUUGUGUGUUUUCAUGGUUGGCUGCGUGUUUAAGGUUGAAAAUAUAUAUCGAAGUUUAGUAGAGUGGCGCGGCUUCACCUGGACCGGCAGGAUAUCAUAUAGCGCGUUCCUUCUCCAUACAAUUGUUCAAAGAGGUCUUAUAGGGAUACAAAUGACACCUCUGUAUUUGACUGAUUUCUAUAUAUCAAUGUUCCUAAACGCUACGCUGUUCACCUCCUACGUUUGUGGCGUAGGGUUGUACUUAUUCGUGGAGGCACCAGUUGGAAGUCUAGUCAAAGCUUUACUUACCCCAGCUAAGAAGACAGAGCAAACAACGGAGAAUAAAUAAUCUAUUUAGAUCUUUAGCAAAUUUAGUUUUAAUAGACAAUAAAUGGUUA